Messenger RNA from Cricetulus griseus (Chinese hamster), 633 nucleotides. The record is from RefSeq and is a predicted model, not a curated record. Lineage: Eukaryota; Metazoa; Chordata; Mammalia; Rodentia; Cricetidae.
AAAAAGUCACUAGUGCCUUCACGGAUGUGCUCUGCUGCUGGCUCCCAGUUCUCAGAAGGGAUGAACACCAAGACUGAUGGGAAUGAAAAUACCGUGUGCAUACCAAACUAUCUGAAUCAGGAGAUAAAAAUCCUGGCAAAGCUCUGUGAAAUCUUACAUACCGAUUCGCUGGCAGAGGUCCUGCAGUGGCUGGUUCAUGCAAGUAACAAAGAAAAGGAGUGGGUGUCGGCUAUGGUUCAUUCUGAAAUAGCUGAAAUUAACCUGCUGACUUGUCCAGAAAGAAAUACCCCAGCAGAACCAGUGGCAGAGCCCAGGAAGCCAUCCAAGGCUGUAACACCAGCCACACCCAAAGCAAUGCAAACUUCACCGGCAAAAUCUAAAGUGCUGAGCAGAGCCAGAGAAGGACAUCAGCCACCCAGCAAAUUCCCUUUCCACUACUGGCAAAGGCCUGAGACCUCAAUGAUUAUAAGAAAAAACAACAUGAAAAUACCUGUUACAGAAUAUUUCAGCAAACCAAAGUCUCCUCUCAGGCUCAACACUCAGGAGAGUGGGUCAGCAAAACUAAUGUCAGCAAGGAGUGUGCAAGAAUACAGUCCUCAAAGAGCAAGCUAUCCUUUAACACACCAAAAAUAG